Molecule: messenger RNA, 543 nt
Organism: Sphaeroforma arctica JP610
Lineage: Eukaryota; Ichthyosporea; Ichthyophonida
Exons: 1
Biological process (GO): nucleobase-containing compound metabolic process
Molecular function (GO): ATP binding; nucleobase-containing compound kinase activity
Source: RefSeq, a predicted model, not a curated record
AUGACCGUCUGGGCUAUCGUUGGUCCGCCGGGUGUAGGCAAGGGUACAUUUCUGAACACGCUAAAAGCCGUGCUGAAGGAUGGUCUAAAGUGCGUGUCAUUCGGGGAUAGAUGCAGGCAACUCGUCAAAGUUGAGGAUCCGUUUAUGAUGGAGGUAGUCGAUACGAUGAAGCGUACACAACUUGGCUCGUUGCAACGUGAAAACUUAACACUGCAGCGCAACUUGUAUGUCACUGCACAGUUAAUCGAGAGAGAAUUCACAGGUUCUCUACCAAAUAUGGUUAUACUGGACAAUUUUCCUCGUUCAAUACCAGAACUACAGUUUCUCGCGGAACAUAAUAUAGAUGUGAGAUGUAUCAUGCUCGAUAUAUACGAUCACGAGGCUGUGCACUAUGUGGAACGAAUCUCUCGAAGAAAGCGAGGUGACAAUGCAAGGCUCCGCAUCCAGGAAUACUUGUUGUCGACGAGACAUAGCAUGAAUGACAUGAUCGAGACAGAACGCAACAGCAUACGUAUAGAAGUGUCCGCUGAUGCCUCGCCUGAG